Messenger RNA from Seminavis robusta, 1857 nucleotides. The record is from the annotation of a GenBank genome assembly. Lineage: Eukaryota; Bacillariophyta; Bacillariophyceae; Naviculales; Naviculaceae.
AUGAUAUCGAGUGGUUUCCGCAAGACGAUGAAGAGCUUUUUCGUGGGAUUUUUGAUGGGAAUGGUGGUCCUACGACAAAUGCCUUUGGCUCUUCAACCAUAUACCGAGCAGGAGACUGGGGUCAAUAAUCAGCCCAUCAAUAGCAGCGCCAGCGCCGUUGCUAUGGAUACUAAUCCAAGAAUACCUACAGAGGAUGUCCAAGAUAAGGAUGUGGCUAGAGUCCUAGAUACACAACCACAAACACAAUCCACAGAAAAACAACCAAUCGAACUACCAGCAAUAGAAAGUGAUCACGAGAAUCCAGUCCAACAGCAACAACAAGUAGAUCAACAGCAACAGCGACAAAAUGAAGUCACUGCUGUUGACACGGGUGAUGAAAUUCCCGCUGUCAGUUGGGAGUCCCAAAACCAACCAGACUCGACUCUUCCACCCACGGCGUCUGUCUUUCCACAAUUCAUUCAAGACUACAUUCAAUUCCACAAUCAAAAUCGUGGACAUCCUGCUGCCAAAUAUCUCAUUUGGAGAUGUCCGCCCAAUGGUCAAUGCGGUGGUACCGGAGAUCGCAUCAAGGGCAUUUUGUCCGCCCUCUACACAGCCAUUUGUACCAAUCGAGUCCUACUCAUUGAUUGGCCCGUCGCGGGAGGAGGCGACGUCUCCCAAUUUCUACAACCCCAUACCAUUGAUUGGACCAUUCCCAAUUCCAUCAAGGCAUAUAUGCAAACACUAGUGAAAUACAGUGCCAUUGACAGUUACGCCCAUCCCGCUUUUCAACAGUUGCAAAUACCCGCGCGGAUGGCGGACGUUCCCAUGAUUGAUAUGCGCUCCAAUUUAUGGAGCGAACACGUCAAAGCCGUCGUGUCCGUCAAUGACACGCAAUGCGUCCAAGAACAAUUGUGGACCAAAGAAACCGUACCCAAUCCAUUUGCAACACAACAAAAGGUACUCUUUCGCAUGGGAUUCUGGGCACUAUUCACGUUUGCCGAUCAAGUACACGAACGAAAACUCAAUAUGCAAAUGAGAACGGGUUUGUUGCUCGAACAACAACUCAAACGACAACAAGAGCAAGAAGCAAUGCAACAACAACCAACUAGACGACGACGAUUGCAACAAGAUCCCCUUCAAUUGAAAAUCAAUCAGGCCGUACGGACUCAUUACGCCAAGGAAACCGCCCGCAAACAAAAAGCCAUGAUUCAACAUCAACUGGCUGAACAACAAAAACGAAAAUCACAACUCCAACGAUUGCAAAAGGAAACCGCCAUGGCCGGGAAAACUACCCUCCAACCCUACAUUGCCGUACACAUUCGAACCGGUAACGGUGGAAAUUCGUGGAAUGAUCCGGCACGACACAAUACCGUGCAAGAUUUUGAACAAUUCUAUCACUGUGCCAAACGAUUGCAAGACGGAAUUUAUCAACGACAACGAAAGCAGUGCAUUGACAACAACGACAACAGCAAAAAUGCGACUGGCAAUACUACCUACGACUAUGAUUAUCAACGACCACUCCCACCCCUUCCCAUUUACGUCGCAGCCGACAAUGUACUCGCCAAGCAAGCAUUGGUCGCACUCGAUCAACAACAAUCGCAAUCCAGUCAAACCAUUCGAGUCUUGGAACAAAUGCCCAUUUAUCACAUUGAUCGAUCUCGCAGGGGAGGUCACGGCGAUGAGAAUACCGUGUGGGGAGAGUUUAAUGUCUUGCUGGAAUCGACGUGCCUCGUCGAAAGUCGCUCGGGGUUUAGCGAUUUGGCCGCGUGGUUGCAACCUGCGCACGGGAAACGAUGUGCCAUUUUGUACAGCAAAUGCAACGACCCCGUCCAAGUGGCAGAAGCCUUGGAUGCUUUGGAGUUUAUUAAAUGUUGA